UGUGUGAAGUAGGCGGUAUCGUACGAGAAGCCUUCUCCCGAUAGUUAAACUGGUCGGCAAAUACACCUAAUUUCACCAGUGGUCAAGUGCAGGAUUUUUUUUUUUUGGGUGUAGUGUCGAGAGUUGCGGAGAAGUGCACAACUACUAGCCGAGUGCUUGGUUAUGGACGUUUAAAAUUAUAAUAUCUCAAGUCGCCUAGCAACAACAUGACUCUAGUGUUAAACUGCGGUGUAUUGCUGCUAGUUAGCAUUUUCACCCUUUCGUGCGGGCUCGAUGCCCGCGAUAGAGCCAACCCCGUCGGCUCAUCGUUUGUGAAGACUAGGAGGAAAAUGCUGAAUGUUUUGGACAGUGCUGUUAUCGAGGGCUCGGUGCCGGACCCCUCCGCUCUGCACCGCUACAGUAAAGUUAACAAACGGAGCACGGAGCUUGAAGAUACCUGUAACGACUGGAGAGGGUUUGAAGCCAGGCUCACUAACAACACGCACCCGUUUCCGUUCUUCGACUUGAGUGGCUCGGUGUCGCUGGCCUGGGUGGGCGAUGGGACUGGAGUAGUCCUGGCAUUGACUACGUUCCAGGUGCCUUUACUGCUAGUGAAAUUUGGCCAGUCCAAACUCUACAGAAGUGAGAAUUACGGGAAGUCGUUCUCGGAUGUCAGCGGCCUCAUUAACAACACCUUCAUCCGGACCGAGUUCGGGAUCGCCAUCGGCCCGGAGAACUCCGGCAAGGUGAUCCUCACGGGAGAUGUGUCGGGAGGGAGCGCAGGAGGCAGGAUUUUCCGGUCUCUGGAUUUCGGGAACAGAUUUUCCCGUACGGAUCUGCCUUUCCACCCCCUGACGCAGAUAACCUACAACCCCAGGAACGCCAGUCAGCUGCUGGUCCUCGGCAUCAACUAUGCCCUGUGGCUCUCCCUCGACUUUGGGGAGACCUGGAGAAUGAUGCACGACACUGUCUGCCUUGUGAAAUGGGGUCCUAAGAACACAAUCUUCUUCACCACCUACCCCAACGGAUCAUGCAUCGAUCGGGGGAUGCUGGAGCUCAGGAAGACGUCCGAUUUUGGGAGGUCCUUCCGGACGAUCGGCACCAAGAUCUACUCCUUCGGUCUGGGCGGCAAAUUUAUCUUCGCGUCCGUCAUGACUGGAUCGGGCACUAUACGGGUGAUCCACGUGUCUGUGGAUCAGGGGGAGUCGUGGAACAUGGCCCAGCUGCCCCCUGUGGGCCACGAGCAGUUCUACUCCAUCCUGGCAGCCAAUGACGACAUGGUGUUCAUGCACGUGGACGAGCCAGGGGACACCGGUUUUGGCACGAUCUUCGUCUCGGACGAUCGAGGAAUCGUUUACUCCAAGUCCCUGGAGAGACACCUUUACACGAUGACGAGCGGGGACACGGACUUCACCAACGUGACCUCUCUGCGGGGGGUCUACAUGACCAGCGUCCUGGCUGAAGAUGGCUCAGUGCAGACGGUCAUCACGUUUGACCAGGGAGGAGAGUGGAAGCCCAUUCGAAAGCCAGAGAACAGCCAGUGCGACUCCACAGCCAGGAACAAGGAGAUGUGCAGCCUCCAUAUCCACGCCUCCUACAGCAUCUCUCAGAAACUCAACGUUCCCAUGCUGCCCCUGUCCGAGCCCAACGCUGUGGGCCUGAUCAUCGCUCACGGCAGCGUGGGGGAUGCGAUCUCUGUGAUGACCCCCGAUGUGUACGUGUCCGAUGAUGGGGGGUACUCCUGGAUCAAGGCUCUGGUGGGACCCCAUCACUACGCCAUUCUGGACUCUGGGGGGCUCAUCGUGGCUGUGGAGCACAGCCCCUCCCAGCCCAUCAAACACAUCAAGUUCUCCACAGACGAGGGGCAGUGCUGGUACCGGUAUAACUUCACCACUGACCCGCUGUACUUCACGGGCCUGGCGUCUGAGCCUGGGGCCCGGUCCAUGAACGUCAGCGUGUGGGGGUACCGGGAGACUCUGGUCACACAGUACUGGGUCUCCAUCACCAUCGACUUCAAUGAGCUGCUCACCCGUGACUGUGACGAGAAGGACUACGUCCAGUGGCUGGCUCACUCCAAUGACCUGAGCGACCCCAACGACGGCUGCAUGCUGGGGUACAAGGAGCAGUUCCUGAGGCUCCGCAAGGCCUCCGUCUGCUGGAACGGCAGGGACUACGUUGUGAACAAGCAGCCCAGCACCUGCCCCUGCACCCUGGACGACUUCCUCUGUGACUUUGGAUACUUCCGUCCGGAAAACCGCUCGGAAUGCCUGGAGCAGCCGGAUCUUAAAGGUCACGACCUGGAAUUCUGCCUACACGGGACGGAGGAGCUUCUCCAGACCAGCGGCUACCGUAAGAUUCCGGGGGACAGGUGUGAAAGCGGGACGCAGCCGGAGAGGAAGGUGAUCGAUCUCCGUAAGAAGUGUGUGAGCAACCUGCUGGACCCUGCGCAGCUGGCUACCACACCCUCCACCAGUCCUGCCCCGAUUGUGGCUGCAGUAAUCGGGGUGCUGGCGAUAACGAUCAUAGCUGGGGUCCUCCUUGUGAAGAAAUAUGUCUGCGGUGGGAGGUUCCUGGUGCACCGGUACUCCGUCCUGCAGCAGCACGCAGAGGCCAAUGGGAUCGACGGGGUGGAUGAGCUGGAGACUAACUCCGCCCACUCCAGCAAACGCGACUAUCACGAUGACUCUGACGAGGAUCUCCUCGAGUGAGAGAGCAGAUGAAGACCCCCCCCCCCCCCCCCCAGCCACUGUGAGUGCGCCCCCCCAGCCUGCCCAGCCCUGCAGAAUGCACCCCCGCCCCCGUUUCCUGGAAAUACAAAGCAAAACAAAACCGUUCAUACAAACUUCAACAAUUCAACUGAACAUUUAAAUACACUGCAAUCUGCAGACCAUGUGGCAAACACUAUGUUUUAUGUUAGCACAGAGAGAAUUCAAAAUCAGCAAUAUAUACAGCUAUUUUCUUAAACUUUUUUUUUUAAUAAACUGGAUUCCUGUUGAGCUCUGUGGAAUGAGAGAGAGAAUGCCGCAGCAGUGACUGGGAAAGGUGUUAACAGACAGGCUAGCGCCCCCUAUGGACUGUAUGCAGGGGUAGCGAUCUGGAGGCAUUGCGAAUGAAGGUACUCUGUUUGUAGAGCGAUCGUAGGCCUUCAAACUGAAGACGUGCAAGUAGACGUGUUGGCAUUUCUUUAGGUUCACUGAAUAUCAUUACUUCUGCUUGACUUUUUUGUUUGUUUUGUAACUUGCUGCCCAGCUUGCUUGUUUUUAUUAUUCUUCUGUUUCAAGUGCGACAAGUCAAGAGAGGGUUACAUCUCCUCCAGGGGCAGACCGGGGGUAAGGAUUUUAUUAAUAUUGCAAACCCAAACCUUCAAUGGAUCCUGACGUACUCAUAAUUUUAAAUGCACGGUUGAUGAUGAUGAUGAUGAUGAUGAUGAUGAUGAUGAUGCUUUUGCAGAAACGUCAGCUACAUCCAUACUCUCAUAUUGGACUUGCAUUGUAAUGAUGCUGCUCAUUGUAUAAACUCAUCACAGACUGUUGUCCGCUCAAUCCUGUGUUUGCUUGUUUUUAACACAGGUCUAGCUUUGUUUGGUAGAUAUUUAUAUGUCAAGGGUUAGUAAACUGGGCUAGAAUUUAUUUUGACAAAGAAUGCCCUAUCUUCAGCAUACUGUAGGUGUGUGUGGCGUUUUAUUUUUUAAUUUUCAGGUAAAGUUUUGAAAUUGUAACGCUAAGCUUGUUGCUUCUGUUAGGUUGUUUUUAACCUAAAGACCAACCUCAAAGAUUUUGCUAUGAUUUAUAUCUCUUUCUAGUUAUUUAAUUGAUAGAGAAAGUUUGGGUUAUCAGAACAGAAAGCCUUUUUACGAACUUGAAAGCAUUAAAACAUAAAUACAUUUGCAAUGACCCGUGUGAGUUUACAAACACAAUUGACCUUUUAAUUGAGCAGCCAGUAAAACAGGAUCAAUAAAGUCCUGUGCUGGUAAGAGCAACCUGACAUCUUUUGGUAAUAAUUUCUUCUGUGUGGAUCUGACUGUCCCUUUUUAUAACAAAUAAUUAAUAAAACGUGUGCGGUUUUGAAUCGCUUCCUCUUUCUCCUGUUUCCACGCGUGGCAUGGUUUUCAAACUGGGCAACAAAAGAUUGUAAAGCACUCGAUUCUGGAGGUACCAAUUUAACUUGUGUGUUUUUUUUUUAAUAGAUAGUAAAAUGUUGUGUGUCUCUGUGUGUGUGUGUGUGUUUUAUGUCUCUGUCUAUCUCUCUCUAUAUUUUGGAAAACCUUCCUGACCCAAGUCAGGUUUUCAGAACUGUUCUGCAGCCUGGUUCCUAUUUUUGUCCCUUGGUGAGGAGGAUCAGAAUUGAGCACCUGUAAACUUAGCAAUAAAGCAGAGAGUGUCUGGCAACAACAAACCUGCAGAACAAAUCAUGCAUCAGAGGACUGCUGUUCCUCAGAGUACAGCAGCAACCCUAACCUGCAGGCACAGGAGCAGCUUUUUAAAAGGCACGGUCUCCAGAAGCUCUAGAUGAGGAGGCACGGUCUGCAGAAGCUCUAGAUGAGGAGGCACAGUCUGCAGAAGCUCUAGAUGAGGCACGGUCUGCAGAAGCUCUAGAUGAGGAGGCACGGUCUCCAGAAGCUCUAGAUGAGGAGGCACGGUCUGCAGAAGCUCUAGAUGAGGAGGCACAGUCUCCAGAAGCUCUAGAUGAGGAGGCACAGUCUUCAGAAGCUCUAGAUGAGGAGGCACGGUCUCCAGAAGCUCUAGAUGAGGAGGCACGGUCUGCAGAAGCUCUAGAUGAGGAGGCACGGUCUGCAGAAGCUCUAGAUGAGGAGGCACGGUCUGCAGAAGCUCUAGAUGAGGAGGCACGGUCUGCAGAAGCUCUAGAUGAGGUUUUGCAAGCUGCUGAGAAUCUUAAACCUGCGCAAACCUUAACGGCCCAGUGAAUAUAUUUAGUGAGUUUAGGACCAGCUGCUAGAAUUACUCGUCUUGGGAACCCUGGUUUAGAGGGUACUGGAUUUGCAUGUGACGUUUGGGUUUGUUUUUUUCGCUUUCUAACAAAAUGUUCCAACAAUUCUGAAUUCAUUGUGAAUUUACUAGGGGUAGGAGAAUGGCACACUCGUUUAGUAGUGGAUUCAUGUUGUUUUAUAUCCUGAUUGUAGGCUUGAAAAAGAUAAAAAAAUAAACUUAAUUAUUUAGAGGUUUUGGAAUCUACUAUUUUGUUGUAGUGCACCUAAUGUUUCAUGCAUACCAGAAUCUACUGUGUUGCACCUCAAGUGAACAGCCUUGUACUUCAGUAUGGUCUUUUUAAUGCAAGAACAGUCCAUAACAUUGAAACAACACUACCCGAGAGAUUACAAACCCUAACUCUGUCACUAGCUAUAAAAUACGAAAAAGGACUAGCGGGACAAACAGGCUGCAGCUUUGAUCUUAAUCCAGCGCUGCUUUCCUUCGGAACAGCUUUAGGAUGAUCGUCCAUCGCAGAUUCUAAAUUCCGAGUCUGACAUCGUAGAAGGUUAAAGGAACGUUAACAUUCAUAGAACACCAGCCAAGUCACAUCAAAUCUGUAAAUUUGAGAUGGUCAGUCCCUCCCCUCCCGGUGGAUUGAGAGGUGGGCAUUUUAAAGUUUGGGGACUGAUCUCAAGCCAGUGAUAACACGAUGGGGGUCAGUAGGGUCAGGGGCUGCUUGCACAAAACACUGGAGUAUCAAACUCCGAGGAGGCAUUUUCCCUUCACUAGGGGAUUGACUUAAAUGCAUUAAGCUGCUUUCUGCAACACCCUUAAACUCAAAGAACUCUUAAUUAAGGUGCUUCAUGCAACUGGCCAUGCUUGGUUGUCUGUGUAAAUAAACUCUGAGGAACAGCUUCCAGCUGGUGUCUGAGAUCAGCCGUGAACGAUGCUGUCAUGAAAUAGAAGUAAGCCUUGCAAUAUUUCAUUUUGAAGUCUCGCUUUCUCAAGUGCAUCUGAAGGAUGUAACGCUGUAUCUGAACGAGGGCAGCUUCCUGGCUGUCAAAGGAUUGCUCUAACUUUGGUACUGGCUAUUUUUUUUUUUUUUUUGAUAUUUUGAAAAUGUUUGGUUUAUAAAGACUGUAUUAAAAAUACUAACAACUGUAAUUAAAAUAAUAAACUUCACGGUACUUUUUUCUUUUCAUUGUAAUGCAAAUGAAAGAGUUUGUUUUUAUUUUUUCCCCACCCUGCUACUCCAUUAAUAAAGACUGAAUGUAAUUUUAAAAA
This is a messenger RNA of Acipenser ruthenus (sterlet), 6191 nucleotides long. RefSeq names its product sortilin-like. Gene Ontology annotation, biological process: Golgi to endosome transport; endocytosis; vesicle organization. Gene Ontology annotation, cellular component: Golgi apparatus; membrane. Lineage: Eukaryota; Metazoa; Chordata; Actinopteri; Acipenseriformes; Acipenseridae. Gene Ontology annotation, molecular function: protein binding. The transcript is spliced from 20 exons. The record is from RefSeq and is a predicted model, not a curated record. The coding region runs from base 207 to 2687 and encodes 826 amino acids.